Tripterygium wilfordii is the source of this 1015-nucleotide messenger RNA. Its product is annotated as replication protein A 70 kDa DNA-binding subunit B-like. The transcript is spliced from 7 exons. The record is from RefSeq and is a predicted model, not a curated record. Lineage: Eukaryota; Viridiplantae; Streptophyta; Magnoliopsida; Celastrales; Celastraceae. Gene Ontology annotation, molecular function: DNA binding. Gene Ontology annotation, cellular component: nucleus. The coding region runs from base 395 to 1015 and encodes 206 amino acids. Gene Ontology annotation, biological process: DNA replication; DNA recombination; DNA repair.
CAUACACCAUUGUCUAAGUUGGAGGAAGGACACCGGGGUUACACGAUCAAAGCCCGAGUUACGAGAAUCUGGAAUUCUACAAAUCCAACAUUACAAGACCAACUGAUGAGUAUCGAUUUUCUAUUGGUUGAUGACGAGGGUAUGACUAUACAAGGAUCGAUUAGACAGGAGGAUGCACAUCAUAUGAAAGAAUUACUUAUAGAAGGGAAGAUUUAUACACUCACAAACUUCAUUGUUGGUGCUGCAAAAAAGAGUUACAGAGUUUCAAACCAUAAAAAUAUUGUUCGUGUCGGCACAUGGACAAUAAUCAGAGAAGUAUAUGAACCAGGAACAACUAUUCCAAUGAAUUAUUUCCACUUCGUCGACGACAAUAUCUUAGAAUCGAGGUUAUAUAAUGAUGUGCAACUUACUGAUGUCAUGGGUUUUUUUGAUCUCUGUUGGUCAGAUGACAAACACUCUGGCAAAUGGAAGAAUGGUGCCCAAAAAGAACUUAAUCAUUCAAACCACCAGAAACAAAACAAUACCUAUCACAUUGUGGGGUGCUGUGGCAGAGGCCUUUCAUGAAGAAGAUGCAUUAGAACUAGCUACAGAAGAUACUGUCAUAAUCAUUCUUUCUUCAAUGACUGUAAAGGCAUUUAGAGCUGAUACAACACUCUCAAGCACAUCAGCAACAAAGAUAUACCUCAAUAUGAAAAUAGAAGAAGUUGACAUUUUCCGCAAGAGUUUCCAAUGCACACAAAAACUCAGUUUUGUCAAUCAAUCACUCAACUCAAUGCUGGAUAUAACAACUAAUAGAGAGGCGAAGAACAAUACUGUUUCAGAGUUGUUGUCUCUCGAUAGAACUGCUGACAAAGGGAAAAUUUAUUUAUGCGUGGCCACCAUAGCAAAGAUAGAUGCAUCUAAAGGAUGGUGGUACAAUGCAUGUCCUAAAUGCAAGGUAAGUGUAGUUAACAAUAACGAAAUGAUGCUGUGUAGAAAGUGCGGAAAAUCAGGAGGACAACCAAUGCCAUGGUAA